Neltuma alba is the source of this 1361-nucleotide messenger RNA. Its product is annotated as leukocyte receptor cluster member 1-like. The transcript has 3 exons. The coding region runs from base 137 to 817 and encodes 226 amino acids. NCBI's taxonomy places the organism in Eukaryota, Viridiplantae, Streptophyta, Magnoliopsida, Fabales, Fabaceae. The record is from RefSeq and is a predicted model, not a curated record.
UUAAAGGCAAAAGCAACAGAAGAAGAUCGAUAAAUCGGACUUGGCUAUAUCGGUAUUAUCUGGCAGCAGUGAUCACAAUCUUCUUCAAGCUAAUCCCUAUCUGCGCCUCUCAGUUGGUUUUGGUAUAUAAUUGAUUAUGGGAGGUCAUGGAGGUCUGAAUAUCCUUCCCCAGAAGCGCUGGAAUGUGUACAAUUACGAGAACAGGGAGAAAGUACGGCGCGAUGAAGAGGAAGCAGCAAGAGAAGAACAGCUGAAACGUGAGCAGGCGAGAAAAAGGGACGCUGAGUUUCGUCUGGAGCGGCUGCGAGCUGCUCGAGGUUUGGCUCCACUAAUAAAACCUCAGGAACCUGAACCUGAACCUGAACCUGUGGAACCUGGUGAAUCAGAGCCAAAAUCUGGUCACAUUAAUCUUUUUGAAGGAAUUAAGAUUUUUGACCCAAUUAAAGGGUUAGAAGAUGACGGUGCAGUAGAAAGAGAUGGGUCCAAAAAGAAGAAGAUGAAGAAAGAGGAUGCGAAGCCCAAGAUUGUGACUCCAGAUGAUGAGAAAUAUAGGUUGGGUUAUGGGGUUGCAGGGAAGGGGGUUAAGCUUCCUUGGUAUCUCCAAAAACCUAACGGUGAUGCUAAUGGUGAUAGCGGCUCAGAUGAUGGUCACCCGAAGGAUGAGAAAAAGAGGAGUGGGAAGAAAACAUUGGAAGAGUUGAGGGAAGAAAGGCUGAAAAGAGAGAAGCGAGAGAAGGAGAGGGAGAGGGCUUUGCUACAACCGAAGGGCCAGAGAGACAGAGAUGUUGCUGGCAAUAGGCGGUUUUCCAGGCGAUGAUCAAGGCAAGCGAAUUUCUUGCUCCCAUAUCGAAUUGCACGUUGUUCUGCGUUCUUAGUGAGGAUCAAGGUAGGUCCAUGGUUGGGAAAUUGAUGGCAAAUUCACUAGCGACUGUGGCAUGGCAUUAUCACCGUAUCUCAAGAAUAUCAUGACCUCGGGAAUCUUGAGUGAGAGCAUUUGAAAUCUGCCCCAUCUUGAUUGUAACUGCUUUGGGAAUCACUUCCAUUCGAGGAAGAUGAUCAUUUUUUAGUUUGUUUCACCCCACGAAUCCCCCCCCCCAAAAAAAAAAAAAAAGAAUGAAUAUUGGCUCCAAAAUGAGGCAGGGGUGAAUGUUGCCUGGCAAUUAUAAUUAUGUUCUCCGGCUUUAUUAAGGUUGUGCCGGUGCCUGCAGACUUAAAUGCCGACCGGCUUAUUUUUGUAUGCUAAAAAAUGUUGCAGGGAUAAGACGGAGUUCAGAUUCUUUCAAUUUAGGGAGUAUUUUGGAGAUGUCAGAGAUUUUUAAGAGAUGGCAGAUAGUAAAUAAGGGAAUUGUCCCUCAUACGUA